GACACCUUUGUUUUCUGAUCGAUCAUCGCAAACAGACUUCACACGUGACGUCAUCGAUAGUCGAUUCAGUCUUGUUAUCGAUUAUUUGUCCAGCGAGCGUCGCAAGAAGCCAGAUGGGACUUUAAUUUUGGAAAUGUUCUUGUCUUCUUGGACAGUUACGGUACCGGUUUGGUCCGACAGCACUCGCUGUGGACCACCACCAGCUGAUGGAACCGCCGCGGGAUUCGAGCAGUGACUACUGGCGACAGAUGGAGGAACGAGUCUUCGAACCCAAAAUGGUUCUGGUCUUCAGCGGGAAACGGAAGUCCGGAAAAGAUUAUGUGACGGACCUGAUAAAGGGGCGGUUGGGCUCGGACACGUGCUGCGUCCUGCGUCUGUCCGGACCUCUCAAACAACAGUAUGCUGAGGAGCACGGACUGGACCUGGACCAGCUGCUGGGCCCUGGUCCUUAUAAGGAGCGGUUCCGGGCCGAUAUGAUUGGCUGGGGAGAAACUCGACGACGCCAUGACCCUGGAUUCUUCUGUCGCCUAGCAACCAGAGGAGCAUGGCAGCCAGUCUGGGUGGUGAGUGAUGCGCGGCGCCUGUCAGACCUUCAGUGGUUCCUGUCAGAGUUUCCUCAACAAACUCGAAGUGUCAGAGUUCAAAGUUCAGAGGAAACCAGGAAGAAGAGGGGGUGGAGCUUCACUGCAGAUGUUGAUGACGCAGAGUCAGAGUGUGGGUUGGACAGUGGCAUUGAAUUUGAUUGGAUAAUCAGCAAUGAGGCCGACGCCCCCUCAUUAGAUGAGCAGCUGCAGCCAAUCCUGAGGCUGGCUGAGGAAGCAGCUUCAUCACUGCACCUGACCAGACCCCAGCAGGUGUCCUGAGAGGAGCGCGGUCACAUGACCCUUCAUGAUGUGAACCUGCUCCGGGCGUAGUUUGAUGUAAAAACUUUCAGUCAGCUGGUUCUCACACACACACACACACACACACACACAAAGCCAUAAGUGUGUGAAUGUGAGGCAUCGAACCACCAACUAAAUGUCAUAAAAUAAAACGUUUUCAAAGGAAAAGUAUUUUCAUUUUAUGUUUUAAUGCAGAAAUUAAAUGUAAGUGCAACUUUUCCUGUGGUUUAUUAAACUGAUGCUGAACAUGACCUUUAUUACUAUCAUGAAAUAUAAAUGAUGAGUUAGAUUAUUAUAAUGAUGUAAAGCUUUAACAUUUAAACUAAAAAUAAAACACAGUCUCAGUUUGGAUCUAAA
Molecule: messenger RNA, 1238 nt
Organism: Pleuronectes platessa (European plaice)
Lineage: Eukaryota; Metazoa; Chordata; Actinopteri; Pleuronectiformes; Pleuronectidae
Gene: pmvk
Product: phosphomevalonate kinase
Exons: 5
Coding region: 207-863 (218 amino acids)
Biological process (GO): cholesterol biosynthetic process; isopentenyl diphosphate biosynthetic process, mevalonate pathway
Cellular component (GO): cytoplasm
Molecular function (GO): phosphomevalonate kinase activity
Source: RefSeq, a predicted model, not a curated record